Gongylonema pulchrum is the source of this 369-nucleotide messenger RNA. Lineage: Eukaryota; Metazoa; Nematoda; Chromadorea; Rhabditida; Gongylonematidae. The record is from the annotation of a GenBank genome assembly.
AUGCCACACCGAUAUAUUCGAGUAACACUUAUUUCUGCAUGGAUCACAUGGGAUUGCGGCUUUGCUAUAUAUCGUCGUCUGCAGGCCGAUGAAUGCGAUCGUGUAUCCUAUACGGCUCACAUUGCUGGUGCUCUUACUGGAGUAGUGCUGGGAAUUGCCAUCUUGCACAAUGUUAAGGAACAUCCCUGGGAAAGGAUACUGGCCUAUGUGUCACUUGCUUUAUACUCCGCCAUAGUUGUGUUCUUCAUCUCAAUGGUGAUAUUCACGAAACCCUUUUCACGGCCAAUAUGGAAUACGACGCAGUGCAGAGAAAAAGCAUUUCUUCUGGAUAUUGGUAUGUUCAAUAGGAAAAUCGACGAAUACCAAUGA